Molecule: messenger RNA, 1683 nt
Organism: Blepharisma stoltei
Lineage: Eukaryota; Ciliophora; Heterotrichea; Heterotrichida; Blepharismidae
Source: the annotation of a GenBank genome assembly
AUGAGAGAGAAAUUGAAAAGUUUAGAAAACAAUGGAAUAUUUUAUGGAUUACUUAACAAAUCAAUCAGAGUUCAAGAUGGAGAAACUGUUCUUGGCAAACAGGCAUAUAGGUAUGUCCUUCAAUUGGGGUGGUAUCACAAGCCAUCUUGACUAAUUAUCAAGCUUCCCAUGUCCUGAUAUUUCUUUACUGAUAAGGAUCCCCCCUCAUUUAUCCAAUUUUCUAGUUUUUUUUUUUCUAACUCCCUCCCCCCCCUCCGUGAGUGAACAAAAUAAUUUUGUUCACUCACGGAGGGGGGUUUAAUUUUUUUUUUUUUUUUUAAAAAAAUUUAUAUAUAAAUUUUUAUAAAAAUAUAUUUUUUUCGAAAUUUAAAAAAAUCCUAAUUCGUAAAAAUUGGAAAGCAAAUAUUAAUUUAAUUUAUAAAAUUUAUGUUUUAAAAAGCAAUUCGUUCAAAAUUAAAUAGAACUAGCUCUAGAUUUCAUUAUACUAAUUAUCAUUUAUAUAUCAAAAAUUUUUUCCAUCAAAAAAUUUUUCUAUUAAAAAAUUUUUGUUCACUCACGGAGGGUGGGUUUUUGGUCAAAAAAUAGCGAUUUUUUUAAUGGUUUUGUUCACUCACGGAGGGGGGGGGGAGUAAGAAAAAAAAAUUUUUCAGGACCUCAUUUGUCCCAAAUCUAGUCAAAAACGAUUUGUCCCAUUUUCUAGUCAUUUUUGGAUUUUUCGAGUGUCCUAAAUUUUAGUGUUUUACUGUAAAAAAACUAGAAAAUGAGACAAUUGAGGUCCUGAAAAUUUUUUUUUCUAUCAAAAUUGUGACUAGAAAAUUGGACAAAUGAGGUCCUAAAAAAAUUUUUUUUUCCUAUAAAAAAAACUAGAAAAAUGGACAAAUGAGGGGGGGGAUCCUUAGAAUUGAGUUUAAAAUUAAAUGCAAGGUAAUAUUUGCAAUCAUUAUUCUCCCCCCUCUGUGAGCGAACAUAAAAAUUCUGUUCACUCACGGAGGGGAGUUAAUUUUUGUUUUAAAAAAUUUAUAUAUAAAUUUUAUAGAAAAUAUUUUUUUUAGAAAUUUAAAAAAAAUCCUAAUUCGCAAAAAUUGGAAAGCAAAUAUUAAUUUAAUUUAUAAAAUUUAUGUUUUAAAAAGCAAUUUGUUUAAAAUUAAACAAAAUCACACUAGAUUUCAUUAUAGUAACUAUCACUUAUAUAUAGGAAAUUCCCGAUGAUGGAGCUCAAUGUGCCAUCAUCGGGAAACUUGUAUAUCUAUUUUUUGUUCACUCAUGGAGGGUGGUUUUUUGGCAAAAAAUAGCGAUUUUUUUAAUGAUUUUUUUCACUCACGGAGGGGGUGUUAGCAAUCCAACGAUAUCGAAGAGAUGUUGUUGCAGGCUCCAUGUCAAAUGACUGCGGAAAUUUGAUAGUGCGGCAUCUCAUAGGGGAAACUUUGUUCGAAUCAUUUUUGAUAGUGAGACAUUUGAUCGAAAAAACCAUCAUAUUUCGGCCAAAUGGCUACACUAUUUGAAAAUUUUCGACCAAAAGUACUUCGGUGAAAUGGGCACUAUCAAAAAGGCAAAGUCAUUUGACCUGCACCUGCUUUUUUGUUGUUGCAAGCUAUCAGAUCGCUAUUUUUUCCUAGUUUAAAAAUGCCACACAUUGAAAAAAUGUAUUUAAUGACGAUAAGAUUUCUUCUAAUAAAUUUUUAA